Molecule: messenger RNA, 1650 nt
Organism: Didymosphaeria variabile
Lineage: Eukaryota; Fungi; Ascomycota; Dothideomycetes; Pleosporales; Didymosphaeriaceae
Exons: 1
Coding region: 1-1650 (549 amino acids)
Source: RefSeq, a predicted model, not a curated record
AUGGAUACGGGGCCGUUACCGACUAGAAUUAUUAGGAUCGAUUCGCGCUAUCGCCACCAAGCCCAGGACGUUGUGAAAAAGGAACCCGCGCAGGUGCAAGUGGAGGAAGAGGAGGAAUCUUCGCACGACGUUGGGGAGCCACUUUUGAUCCGCGAGCAGAAAGGACGCGCCGUCAUGGGCAAGGCCCAUCGCCUGUUCCACCGUCGCUCGGCGCAGGUCACGCCCAAUGUCAAGACCGUAAAUGUGGAAGUGGUUGCCACGCUCGAUUCCGCCGGAAAUGUGGUCGGGCAAGCAACUACAACGCCUGGUGUGGACGCUGCGCCGACAGCAGUUGUGCCAUCAGUAUCUACAGCCGCAGCCGUUGACCCUUCAGUAGCCACAGCAGCCGCCGUCGAACCUUCAGUAGCCACAGCUGCAGCCGUUCUACCUUCAGUCCCCUCGGUCCCUCCGUUUCCUACCGACUUGAAUGUUCCAUCCGUUCCAGCCUACCCGUGGCCAUCAGGCGUACCCACAGCGGCAGCCGCCGAGACCACCGCACAAUCCACAACUCUCGAGUCUCCCGAGUCGACACCUGCUGCCACUCUCUCGAGUGCUCUCUCGAGUGUCUUUUCGACUGUAUCUGGAUACAAUUCCACAACAUCUAGCGCGUCCUCCAGCACAGCCUCGUCAUCUGCAUCAUUGUCAUUCAAUUCGACAUCAUCACAGUCCUCUUCGACAUCAUCUUCGUCGUCUUCAUCACACUCGACCUCGCUCUCAUCAACUGACUCUUCCAUCACAUCUAGCGCCACAUCUGCCCAAACCACUAGCUUGAGCUAUGUUGCUUCCAGCACCGCAAUAGGAGGCGGCGCUGGUGGCUUUUUCGACCCUGCGACUACGGGCGCUGCAUCUCCUACGGGCACGACGGCGCCGACCACCAAUGAUGGAUCAAGUGGUCCGCUAGAGACACCCCAGGUCGUCGGAACUGUUGUUGGUAGUCUGGCUGGCGUCGCUUUGCUUCUAUGGUUGAUGCUGUUCCUCAUCAAGCGCCACAAGCGGAAGCAGAAUGGCGGCGCCCUCCAACUCACUGGAGAUGACCACACGGAUAGGGAAAUCAGCCAACCCAUGACACAAAACGCAGCACGCACAAGCUUUGUACCCCCAUCCUUCCUCAAUCGCUUCUCUGGGGCAUCUAGAUCAACAGCCGAGAGUAGCGGUACGGGUGAGAAGAGCUUCCAACGUAUCUCGGGACGUAAACUGCCUUCCGCCUUCAGCGAGGGUAUGACUUCUGAGCAAUUCGCCGCGGGUCGUGGAGAGGGCACGCUAUCUGGCUCGUCGUUCUACCAUGACGACAAAGGCUGGUACGGCGGUCCAGGCGUCGUAUCAAAGGACUUUGGGGAUUCGAGUUUUGCAAAAGAAAUUGGAGAAACGUCGAAUACAGGUGCGAUGGGCACCGAAGCGCGAGUGAGACCAAGCCCCGCUCAAACACCAGUCAUCCACCACCCCGAUGAUACGCCUGUAUGGGGUGCACCACCCCGCAAUGGCGGAAACACGCUGAGCCCACCGGCCACGCCCAACCCCGACUUUCCCCCACGAGGUUCGCUCGGAAGGAGCCACCCCUCGCGAGACGGCUCGACCAUCUCACGGGGGUCGCGCUUCACCGAGAACGUGUGA